UUCACAGAAAUCUCAAAUCUCUUCUGCUCCAUAAGGCAGAAGCUGGCUUACUGGAGUCUCAGGACAGCUGGACAGGAGCAAGCUGGGUCAUGGACCUGUGUCUCAACUCCACGCAGCAGCCCCAGCACCUGGGGCAGGCACCAAAGUGCCCAGGUGGCUGGUUAGAGGCAGAAGAGGAGGGCGCUGCCCCAGAGGACGGCACCGGGGGACCCCCAGGAGAUCCUCAGGAGACGGAGUCAUCCCUUCAGAGCCUCCUAAAGUUCGUCCCUACAGAUUAUGCCAGCUACACUCAGGAGCACUACCGGUUUGCAGGCAAGAGCAUCGUCAUGCAAGAGUCCAUAGAGAGCUUCGGAGCGGUGGUGUGGCCGGGGGCAACAGUUUUGUGUCAGUAUUUGGAGGAACACACAGAGGAACUGAAUCUCCAAGAUGCUAAAGUACUUGAAAUUGGUGCUGGACCAGGCCUUGUUUCCAUUGUGGCCAGUAUUUUGGGGGCUCAAGUCACAGCAACAGACCUGCCUGAUGUACUAGGAAACCUUCAAUACAACCUCCUAAAAAACACACUGAAAUGUACAGCCCACCUGCCUGAAGUCAAAGAGCUGGUGUGGGGGGAAGACCUAGAAGAAAACUUCCCCAAGUCAACAUUUUAUUACAAUUACGUCCUGGCCUCCGAUGUGGUCUACCACCACUACUUCCUGGAUAAGCUGCUCAGCACCAUGGUGCACCUGUCCCAGCCAGGGACGGUGGUGCUGUGGGCAAACAAAUUCAGGUUCAGCUCUGAUUAUGAGUUUUUGGAUAAAUUCAAGCAAGUUUUUGAUACAACUCUCUUAGCCGAAUAUCCAGAGUCAUCGGUCAAGCUUUUUAAGGGGAUACUAAAAUGGGACUGAAUAAAAUAACAUGUGUUUCAAAAUAUUAGUGCGCCUGGAGGCUGUGAGCAGCUGCACUGGCAGUGGACUUCUUUCAGAAGAGGAGAAGGCAGCACAUGGUGAUACCUUGCAAAGCCAGAGCAAACAGUUAACAGCCCUGCAAGGACUUUCAGGAAGAAGACGAUCAGCUUAAUCUAAAUGUCUACUGAGAAUAACACAAAGCCAUGAAAACAGCUUUGCUAACUUUCAAAAUACAUUUUACAGUGAAAAAGUGCAUUUCUCCCUUGUUACUGCUGCUGCAGAACCUGGGAUUUAUGCCCAGUGCCUUUCUGCCAUGUGGUUUUUGACCCCAUCAAAGAGAGAAGGCAUGAAGUGACACAAAAAUUAUAGAUUUAAUACUGACUAAAGGUGAAAAAUACAGAAGCAGCUAGAAUGAAAAAACAGUAUCUUAGGAACUUACAAGAACUUGCAAAUACUUUCUAUCAAUCACCUGUAACAACUGUAAAUUUCCGGAUCAUCUGCCUUUUAUGCAGUUUUAUAAUAAAAUUCUUAGAGCACUGAAAAGGAAUGAAAUUUUUUCUGAUAGGAUAUAAAUUGAAAAAAAUCAGUUAUAAAAUGAAGAUUUUCCUUUGAGGUAGGGAAAAAUUCUGCCGACAAUCAUUGUUCAUUACUAUUAUACUAGUGAUUUUAGCUAAUGUGGUAAGGAAAACAAAACGUGCAAAUUUGAAAUGGAAGAAAUAAAAUUUACACUAUUCAGGGAUGACAGGAUUGGCAGGCCAAGGUCAGCAAACCUUUUUCUGUAUAUGUUAGCCUAUCAGCUACCCACUGUCUCUAUACAGCAUUCCUUGUUUAGUGGCUUUUAAAAUCACUUCUAAAAAGGUAAGAACCAUUCUUGGCUUGAAAACUAGACCACAGGUUGAAUUAAGCCCUCAGCUAUAGUUUGCUGGUCCCCGGAAUUAUAUGCAAUCUACAAGUUAAGUCUGCUGAGCAAAGCUCAAUUUUCCUUGGAAGUUCUAACCACGAGUAGUUAGAAAAUAAAAUUUAAAUAAGAUUCCAUUUAUACUAGCAGUACAAAAUACAAAAACAUCUAAAAAAAUUUAUUACAUUAUUGAGCAAAAUUAAAAAUAGUCCAAUAGGUAGAAAGCCAAGGCAGUAGGUUGGGAUACAUUCCAAAGACAUUGAUAUUUUCCAAAUUCAUCAAUGGAUAAUGUACAUGUAAUGGACUUGACAGCUGAACUGAGACUCAGAGAUCCCUCAGUUAAUGAAUACUUUCAUUUUCAAACAGUUUGGUUUGCAGAUAGAAGCAUUUGGCAAAAUUUUUUCGUUUGCAAACUCUGUGUUGGGUAACACACACGACUGUGGCCAUCUUCCCCACACAAACGCAAUGUGGCCGUCUUUUUCCAGAAUCGUGGAACAAAUUAAGCUUGUGAAGCAUGGCACCACUGCAGCAGCUGGUGUUAACUGCUAAUAUCAACACAUACCGGUACUUUCCAAAGUGAACUUUAAUGUCACCUAUAAAAAUCAGCAAAUUUCUAUACAUUUAAGGGACAAAUGAACAUUUUGGUCAUAAAGGGUUUAACUGGCUCCAUUUUCUUAAUUGCUAUUGCCUAUUAGGAAUAUGAGUCUCCAAGUAUUUGAUGACAGAUAUUUCCAUCAAAGAAAUAAAAAAUAAAAUAAAACCUGGCUGAGUCAACAGCCUUAAUUUUCUUCUCUUAAGAGAAGGGAAGGAAAAUGCCUCUUGCCUUGCAAUUCCUUUAGAUACAGAAAGGAUGAAAUCAGACUCUAGGGCAGAAGGAAAGUUGUGAGAACUGACAGGGCAUCUUGCCUGUCCUGGAACUGUGUAGUAGGGGUGGACGUCUGUGUGAUGAUCCCUUUUGUCCCACCCGUUUUCACUUGCUGUUUCCUCUGUCAAGUGAGCAAGGGUGGGAAACGCAGGUCAGUGUAGAAGGCGCUGUUCUGCUAUUAUGAACUUCAGGAAUUAGGUCGGCUGAUGGUGCAGGACAGCCAAGGAAAGGCAGUGUUGGAAGAAUAGUAAAAGAAAACAAUAAGCUCUUUGUUGUCAUCAGUUAGACAAAUCUUAAAUAUGAUACCAAAAGAACAGCUAUAAAUGAAAAAAUUGUUGAAUUGGACAUUAACAUUAAAACCUUUGCUCUUCAAGAGACUAUUAAGAAACACAUGAGCAGAAAAUAUUUGCAAGCAGACACACAAAAAAGGGCUCAUGCACAAAAUACAGGACUUCCACAAUAACAGGACAGAUGAGCCAACUGGGAAAGCAAAAGGCUGGAACAUCACCACCGAAAAAACACAAAUGCCCAAUCAUUAUCAGGAAAAUGCAAGUUACAGUAUCUUGGGUAGUCAAACGUGGAAAGCUGGCAGGGUCACGCUGAGGAGGAGGCCCAAACCCUGCCAGGCUGGCACUCUGCUUCUGGGAUGCAGGGCAGCACAGCCACUGGGUCUCUUACUAGCUAAUGUACACUCACUAGGUUAUGUUAAAAAGGAACAUACCAUUAAACAGCGAUCUUGUCCCUAGUAUCUUCCUAAAAUAAAUUAAUACAUCUAUUAUCAACUGGUAAAUGGAAAAACAGAAUGUGGUACAUCAUACAAUGAGCUGUCACCAGCAGUAGAAAGAACCGAGACACCCUGGCAUCGAUGUGGUUACAGCUCAAGCACAUCCCACUAAUAAAAGCUCAGAGUCUGGAAAGUUCAAACCAUAGUGACAGAAAGUAAGUCAUGGCUGGUUUAAGGCUGGGAACAGGCCUGGAGACUGACUAGAAACGGGCAUGACAGAAUUCUUCCAGUGACGGGAAAUGUUCUAACACUGGACUGUGUCGAAGGUUAAAAUUUCUCCCCGUUUUUUAAGGAAAUGGGGCCUUAUCCCCUAAAUGUUUUCCUCGACUUGCAAAUGUAUUCCUUUCACAUUCCAGAACAAGGACUAUGAUACAAGCUUAUAAACAGAUAAGUCUUUUUAGAAAAGGUAGAUUGGCUGCAGUUAUCUUUUUACUGCAGAAAAAGUUACAUGUGAAGAGCAGAUAAACUGUGUGCAUCACGUUUGUGGCUUAUUAGGUGGCUAUUGCAGCCAGGCACUGUUAGCACGUGAACAGAACAGUGUUGUCACCGCUCAUCCCCACAUGGAAUUUUAACUCAGGGAAAAUCUUUUCUCCUCCAGUCCUCUACCCG
Molecule: messenger RNA, 4040 nt
Organism: Cavia porcellus (domestic guinea pig)
Lineage: Eukaryota; Metazoa; Chordata; Mammalia; Rodentia; Caviidae
Gene: Mettl21c
Product: methyltransferase 21C, AARS1 lysine
Exons: 6
Coding region: 90-884 (264 amino acids)
Biological process (GO): peptidyl-lysine methylation
Cellular component (GO): cytosol; cytoplasm
Molecular function (GO): protein-lysine N-methyltransferase activity
Source: RefSeq, a predicted model, not a curated record